GAAGGAUUUAUCCUUCUCCAUACCACCAAUGCCAACGAAACAACUUACCAAGAACUAAAGCCAUUCAUUUACAUACCUGAAUGGCAAAUAACCAUCCUGGCCAGGUGGGAAAAUGCCCCUUGGCUUGUAAUUAUUGCAAGCAAAGUGGACAUCUUAUCAAAGAUUGCAAUGUAAAGCUAAACUUAGCAAUGGUUCUACGCACAUGCUAUCGUUGCAAACAAGCAGCUCAUGAUAGCAAGACUGUGUCAACAUCAACACAGUUUCCAACCAACCUUCCUCCCUGUGAACCGAUCACAUUCUUUUCAAUGUCAAAUUUACAAUCGAAAUUUGUAAACGGGCUCGAAAAGUCUCGUGACUUUCGAACUCGUAUAAAUGGACAUUGAUGGGAAUAGAUGAACGAGGACUUUGACGCACUCAA
This is a messenger RNA of Umbelopsis ramanniana AG, 418 nucleotides long. RefSeq lists its product as uncharacterized. Lineage: Eukaryota; Fungi; Mucoromycota; Umbelopsidomycetes; Umbelopsidales; Umbelopsidaceae. The record is from RefSeq and is a predicted model, not a curated record. The coding region runs from base 81 to 383 and encodes 100 amino acids. Gene Ontology annotation, molecular function: zinc ion binding; nucleic acid binding. The transcript has a single exon.